Zingiber officinale is the source of this 695-nucleotide messenger RNA. RefSeq names its product auxin-repressed 12.5 kDa protein-like. Bases 68 to 442 code for a protein of 124 amino acids. NCBI's taxonomy places the organism in Eukaryota, Viridiplantae, Streptophyta, Magnoliopsida, Zingiberales, Zingiberaceae. The transcript has 3 exons. The record is from RefSeq and is a predicted model, not a curated record.
AGCACCAAGCCUUUUAUUAGUUAGUUCUUAGUGAUUCAAGGUUUGGGGUUAGCUUCCGCCGGUAGAAAUGGUUCUCCUUGAUAAGAUGUGGGACGACGUCUUCGGCGGUCCUCAGCCUGAUAAAGGCCUAGGCAAGCUGAGGAAGGUCUCCCCAAAGCCUUUGUCCAUCAAAGGGGAGGGCAGCAGUGAGGGCGGAGGCGUGUUCCACCGUUCAAUAUCUCUGCCACAGACGCCGACCACGCCGACCACUCCAGUAACGCCGUCGUCGUCCAGCUACUCUCCGACUCAGCGGCAUGGCAACGUGUGGAGGAGCGUGUUCAACCCUGGCAGCAACCUCGCCACCAAGACUGUCGGAGCUCACUAUUUCGACAAGCCCCAGCCCAACUCCCCCACUGUCUACGACUGGUUGUACAGCGGUGAGACGAAGAGCAGCCACCGUUGAAAUUUAUCUACUCCAGAUAUGGCGUAUGUAGAUCAGGUGAAUACAAGCCGUGAACUGGAAGGAGAUGUGUAGUGAGUUAGAGUACUGCGUCUCAAAACUUUGUUGGUAAUCUGAAGUGUUUGGCUGCAGUUUAAGAGUGUGGGGGUUUGGAGUUUUUAAGUUUGUUCAUAUGUGAUGCUUGCUGGCUUCGUGUAUCGACUAUGUGGUAUGUACAUGUUUGAUAAAUAGAACUCUACUUUUUCUUCCUACUGAA